Messenger RNA from Phalaenopsis equestris, 1446 nucleotides. Its product is annotated as E3 ubiquitin-protein ligase PUB23-like. NCBI's taxonomy places the organism in Eukaryota, Viridiplantae, Streptophyta, Magnoliopsida, Asparagales, Orchidaceae. Gene Ontology annotation, biological process: protein ubiquitination. The record is from RefSeq and is a predicted model, not a curated record. Gene Ontology annotation, molecular function: ubiquitin protein ligase activity. The coding region runs from base 51 to 1250 and encodes 399 amino acids. The transcript has a single exon.
ACCAUUUUUAAAAAACUCAUCUUUUCUUUCUUCACCAAAUCAAUUCACAGAUGGAAGAGGUGGAAAUCCCAUCUUAUUUCCUAUGCCCGGUUUCUCUCCAAAUGAUGCGAGAUCCGGUAACUCUCCCCACCGGCAUCACCUUCGAUCGUCAUAGCAUCGAACGCUGGCUCUUCUCCGACUCCAACCACAACACCUGCCCUGUAACCAAGCAGCCUCUGCCUGCAUCCGUCGACCUGACUCCAAACCACACCCUCCGCCGCUUAAUCCAAGCCUGGUGCGUCGCCAACGCCUCCAACGGCGUUGAAAGAAUCCCAACUCCCCGCCCCCAAAUCCAACUCUCCCACAUCUCGAAUCUCCUACUCGAAACCAAACGCUCCCCUGCCAACCACUUACCCUUCCUCCACAAACUACAGGACAUCAUCUCCGCCAGCGAAGCCAACCGCCGCUGCGUCGAGUCUUCCGAAGCAGUCGAAUUCCUCUCCUCCAUCAUCUUAGAAGAUCACGGCGACGAAGCUCUCGCCAUCCUUCACUCACUUCAAAUCUCCCCUCAGCGAUUUCUAACCCUCCUGAGAAAAAACCAAUCUUUUCUCGAUUCACUCUUCCAUGUCCUGCAACUAUCGAGCUUCAAAUCUCGAGCUUAUGCCACGUUGUUGCUCAAGUCUGUAAUUCCCUUGGUGUCACCUGCCAACCUCUCGAGUAAAAUUCAGGAGGAGAAGAUUCAUGAGAUUGUGAACGUUGUGAUCGAUCGAAUAUCCAAUCAGGCCACCAAGGCUGCUCUGCAAGUUCUUAUUGAGCUUUUUUCAUGGGGAAGGAAUAGAGUGAAGGCAGUUAACGCAGGGGCAGUUUAUGCUCUGAUUGAUCUUCUGCUUGAGGAGGAAGAUAAAAGGGUUUGCGAGCUGUCUCUUGUGGCAUUGGAUAAGCUAUGUGCUUGUGCAGAGGGGAGAGCGGCGCUCAUCGGGCAUGCGGCCGGUGUGGCCGUAGUAUCGAAGAAGAUACUUCGGGUUUCGCAGGUGGCGAGCGAGAGGGCCGUGAGGAUAGUGGAGAAGGUGGCGAAGCUUUCUGCAAGUCCUGUGGUUCUUCAGGAGAUGGUGCAGGUGGGAGUGGUUUCGAAGCUUUGUUUGUUGCUGCAAGUGGAGUGUGGGAUGAAGGAGAAGGAGAAGGCGAGGGAGAUACUAAGGUUGCAUGCUAGGGUUUGGAAGGACUCGCCUUGUUUAUCUCCUCAGCUUCUUUGCUCUUAUCCAUGUUCGUAACUAUAACCAUGUUGUACAUUGUUGUACACAUGGGUGCAACAGUGUACAAUAUGAUUAUAGUAGGAGUCCACAUACAUGUUGAUUCUGUACCUAAUAUUUUAAAUAGGAAAGAUAAUCACGGUGUAAUUGUUACUCGCACAAAAAAAAAAUGUAAGCAAUUGAGAAUUCUAUGCUAGAUUUCUAAAUUGUUUGUUAG